AUGGAUGAACUGGACCGCAAAAUUAUAGCCUUGUUGCAGUUGGAUGGCAGGGCCUCGAACGCCAAGAUCGCGCGAGAAGUGGGAGUAAGCGAAGGCACAGUACGCCGCCGGCUGCGCCGACUGAUCAAGGACGACGUGGUCAAGGUAGUCGCGGUGCCCAACCUGGAAAAGCUGGGCUAUGCGACCACUGCGCUGAUCGGGCUGCAAACCGGGCCCGGAAAGUCGGAUUCCGUUGCCGAGGCGAUUGCAUCGCUGGACGAGGCGCACUAUGUCGCCAUAACCACGGGCGCCUUCGACGUGUUCAUCUGGGCCGGGCUGGAAUCAGCAGAGAACCUGGGUAAUUUCCUGCGCACCAAGGUAGGGGUGGUGGACGGCGUGCAGCGAACCGAGACGUUCGUAAACCUGUCGAUCAAGAAACGGACCUAUGGCCUAGUCCUCUAG
Messenger RNA from Geodia barretti, 441 nucleotides. The record is from the annotation of a GenBank genome assembly. NCBI's taxonomy places the organism in Eukaryota, Metazoa, Porifera, Demospongiae, Tetractinellida, Geodiidae.